AUGAGCGACAGCAAGCUCACUGGCGCAAAGGUCGCCGAACAUAACUCCAAAGAUUCCUGCUGGGUCAUCGUGCACGGAAAAGCCUAUGAUGUAACCGAAUUUCUCCCUGAACACCCCGGUGGCCAGAAGAUCAUUCUCAAGUAUGCCGGCAAAGAUGCGACCGAAGAGUUCGACCCCAUUCACCCGCCCGACACCCUGGACAAAUUCUUGGAUGCGUCAAAACACCUGGGCCCGGUGGACAUGGCCACCGUCGAACAAGAAGAGAAGGCCUUUGACCCGGAGGAGGCCGACCGCCAAGAGCGCAUUGCCCGCAUGCCCUCCCUCGCGGCUUGCUACAAUCUGAUGGACUUUGAAGCGGUGGCCCGCCAGGUCAUGAAGAAGACCGCAUGGGCAUACUAUUCAAGCGGAGCUGACGACGAGAUUACAAUGCGCGAGAACCAUGCAGCCUUCCACAAAAUCUGGUUCCGGCCCCGAAUUCUCGUUGAUGUGGAACACAUUGAUAUGAGCACAACAAUGUUAGGCACCAAAUGCUCGAUCCCAUUCUACGUCACAGCAACCGCCCUCGGAAAACUUGGCCACCCAGAAGGUGAAGUAGUCCUCACCAAGGCCGCGCACCGGCACAACGUAGUGCAAAUGAUCCCCACUCUAGCCUCGUGCUCGUUCGACGAAAUCGUCGACGCCAAGCAAGGCGACCAAGUCCAAUGGUUGCAGCUAUACGUAAACAAAGACCGCGAAAUCACGCGCAAAAUCGUCGAGCACGCCGAGAAGCGCGGCUGCAAGGGCCUCUUCAUUACCGUGGACGCGCCUCAGCUCGGCCGUCGCGAGAAGGACAUGCGCUCCAAGUUCUCCGAUCCCGGCUCGAAUGUCCAAUCCGGCGGCGAUGAUAUUGAUCGGUCACAGGGCGCUGCUCGCGCCAUCUCAUCUUUCAUCGACCCCGCUCUGUCAUGGAAGGACAUCCCCUGGUUCAAGUCGAUCACCAAGAUGCCGAUCGUGCUCAAGGGCGUACAGUGCGUUGAGGACGUCCUGCGCGCCGUCGAGGCUGGCUGCGACGGUGUGGUCCUCUCCAACCACGGAGGACGACAGCUUGAGACUGCCCGCUCAGGCAUCGAAGUACUAGCUGAGGUGAUGCCUGCGCUCCGUGAGCGGGGCUGGGAGAAGCGCAUCGAAGUCUACGUUGACGGCGGAGUGCGUCGCGCAACUGAUAUUCUCAAGGCGUUGUGUCUCGGCGCAACUGGUAUCGGUAUUGGCCGGCCAUUCUUGUAUGCGAUGUCUGCUUAUGGUCUUGAUGGUGUUGAUCGGGCGAUGCAAUUGCUCAAGGAUGAGAUGGAGAUGAACAUGCGGUUGAUUGGUGCUACGCGUGUUGAGGAUCUCAAUCCUAGUCUCCUCGAUACGCGUGGGCUGUUGGCUGGCCAUAAUGGUGUUGUGCCUUCUGAUACACUUGGGCUUGGUGCUUAUGAUCCUUUGGAGGCUCCAAGGUUCAGUGAGAAGUCGAAGUUGUAG
Messenger RNA from Penicillium soppii, 1500 nucleotides. Its product is annotated as L-lactate dehydrogenase (cytochrome). Gene Ontology annotation, biological process: lactate metabolic process. The record is from RefSeq and is a predicted model, not a curated record. Gene Ontology annotation, molecular function: heme binding; L-lactate dehydrogenase (cytochrome) activity. NCBI's taxonomy places the organism in Eukaryota, Fungi, Ascomycota, Eurotiomycetes, Eurotiales, Aspergillaceae. The transcript is spliced from 3 exons. Bases 1 to 1500 code for a protein of 499 amino acids.